This is a messenger RNA of Cryphonectria parasitica EP155, 1904 nucleotides long. RefSeq names its product carboxypeptidase S. The coding region runs from base 1 to 1761 and encodes 586 amino acids. The transcript has 3 exons. Gene Ontology annotation, cellular component: fungal-type vacuole lumen. Gene Ontology annotation, molecular function: metallocarboxypeptidase activity. The record is from RefSeq and is a predicted model, not a curated record. Lineage: Eukaryota; Fungi; Ascomycota; Sordariomycetes; Diaporthales; Cryphonectriaceae.
AUGCAUUUUUCUAGACUUGUCGCCAGUGCGCCUCUUGCGCUGGCCGCUACCAUCCAUCACCACAACAAUGGUGGCAGCGAUGGCCAACGCUUCCUCUUUGGAGGAGGACGAGGCCAUGAUGAUUUCACAUGCGAUCUACCCUCUGCCCUGGAUCCCUCAGACGACGGCCUCCCUUCAGCCACUUCCCUCUUCACCUCCAAGGAGGCCCUCGCGAGGCAGAUCGAGCGGCACUCAGCCCUUGUCCGGGUCCCCACGAUCUGUUACGACGACCUGGGCCCCUUCGAUACCGACCCGAGGUGGGCGCCGUACCACGAGUUUCACGAUGUCCUGGCCAAGACCUUCCCCCUGGUGCAUCAGCGCUUCACCCGCCAGAAGAUCAACACCUUCGGCCUCCUCUACACCUUGCCAGGCUCCGACCCGUCCCUGAAGCCGCUCAUGCUCGCCGCUCACCAGGACGUUGUCCCUGUCGCCGACGCCUCGACCUGGACCCAUCCGCCCUUUGACGCCUACUUCGACGGCACCUGGCUCUGGGGCCGUGGCGCCUCCGACGACAAGAACAGCCUGACGGCCCUCCUCUCCGCCGUCGAGACCCUGCUCGCCCAGCCCGGCUUUCAGCCCCGCCGCACUGUGCUGCUCGCCUUCGGCUUCGACGAGGAGUGCAGCGGCGCCAAGGGUGCUGGCCACAUCGCCACGCACCUGCGCGACACCCUGGGCGAGGACUCCCUCGCCAUCGUCCUCGACGAGGGCGGCAUGGGCCUCCAGCAGAUUGGCGACGUGCUCUACGCCCUCCCCGCCGUCAUGGAGAAGGGCCACGUCGACAUCUGGUUCAGCCUGCACCUCCAAGGCGGCCACUCCUCGACCCCCUUCCCGCACACCGGGAUCGGCAUCGUGAGCGAGAUGGUCGUCGCCCUCGAGAGCAACCCCUACCGGCCCGAGCUCAUCAGGAACUCGCCCAUCUACAACCACUAUGUCUGCCAGGCCAGGUACAGCCCGGACGCCGAGCCCGAGGUCACCAAGCUGCUGCACGACGGCGACCUGGAGACCCUGGCCGAGGAGCUGGCGUCCCAGGACCGCAGCACGCACUACAGGCUGCAGACGAGCCAGGCCGUCGACUACAUCGGCGGCGGCCAGAAGAUCAACGCCAUGCCCGAGGUGGUCACGCUCGGUGUCAAUUACCGCGUCGCGCCGCAGGAUCACAUCGGCAAGAUCAUGCACAAUGUGGUCAAGUACAUCACGCCCGUGGCCAACAAGUACGGCGUCACGCUCAAGCCCUUUGAGAAGGACGACGAGUACGCUGCGUAUGUGCAGGAGGCUGGCGCUGAGCACGACCUGUGGGCGAUGAAGGGUGGUGCGGGUGCGGGUGAGGUCGACGUGCUGUACGACGUCGACUACAACGCUACGCUGGUCCUGUCCGCGAGCCAAAAGACCCAGGCCGCACCCGUGAGCCCGUCGAAUGAUGAUGACGUGUGGGAUGUCUUCUCCGGCACGAUUCAGCAUUCCUUUGCGUUUGACGGCGGCAAGGUUGUGCCCGUUGGGGAGUUGAUGACGGGUAACACCGACACAAGGCAUUACCUUGAUUUCACCCGCCAUGUCUACCGCUGGUCUCCAACGCGCCAGGGCGGCAGUGAUAACAUACAUACAAUCGACGAGAGGGUCAACAUGACCGUCCACAUGGAGCUAGUACGGUUCUACUACGACUUCGUCCGCAACUUUGAUGCGGCAAAUGUGGCCAAGAUCGACAACAGUGAGCUCGAACUGUGAAGGGUGAUACCUGUGCAUCAGAGGCUACAUCUUAUCAUGAGAUAAUGAACAUGUGAGAGAGAUGAAUCUGUUCGGUAAUCAUUAAGGACAGGCCGCAGGCAAAAUUUGGAUUAAAAAUUAAAUAUAAGGUCAAGCUCUCCUGG